ACUCGAGCCCCUUCCGGUUGGGCCCGCCGGGCGUUUCCGGCCGGAAGGCGCUCUGUGGGGAAGCGGGGCUGAAGGGAAGUCCCGCCUCUGUCGCGGACGCCGCCACGCACUUGGCCUGGUUCUGGAGGGGCGGGCAGUUCUCAUUCCGGAGCUGCCAUGAUUGAAGUGGUAGCAGAGCUGAGCCGAGGUCCUGUGUUUCUGGCGGGGGAGGCGCUGGAGUGUGUAGUGACGGUCACCAACCCCCUGCCCCCCACGGCCACUUCUGCAUCCAGUGAGGCUCUGGCCUGGGCCAGUGCCCAAAUCCACUGCCAGUUCCAUGCCAGUGAGAGUCGAGUAGCACUACCUCCCCCUGACUCCAGUCAGCCAGAUGUCCAGCCAGAGAGCCAGACUGUCUUUCUGCCACACCGAGGUGAGAGAGGUCAGUGUAUCCUUUCCACUCCACCAAAAAUCCUUUUCUGUGAUCUGAGGCUAGAUCCUGGAGAGUCCAAAUCAUACUCCUACAGUGAGGUGCUGCCCAUAGAGGGACCACCCUCCUUUCGGGGUCAGUCAGUCAAGUAUGUCUACAAACUGACCAUUGGCUGCCAGCGUGUCAACUCACCCAUCACUUUACUCAGGGUUCCUCUGAGGGUUCUUGUGCUGACGGGCCUUCAAGAUGUCCGGUUUCCCCAGGAUGAGGCCAUAGCCCCAUCUAGCCCAUUCCUGGAAGAGGAUGAAGGUGGGAAGAAGGAUUCAUGGAUAGCUGAGCUGGCUGGGGAGCGUCUCAUGGCUGCCACAUCCUGCCGCAGCCUCCAUCUAUAUAAUAUCAGUGAUGGCCGAGGAAAAGUUGGGACAUUUGGCAUCUUCAAAUCUGUAUACAGACUCGGCGAGGAUGUGGUGGGGACCUUAAACUUAGGGGAAGGAACUGUAGCUUGUUUGCAGUUUUCAGUAAGCUUACAGACUGAGGAGCGUGUACAGCCCGAGUACCAGAGGCGCCGCAGGACGGGGGGUGUCCCCUCCGUGUCUCAUGUGACUCAUGCCCGGCACCAGGAGUCCUGCCUGCAUACAACCAGAACCAGCUUCUCUCUCCCCAUCCCUCUCAGCUCCACCCCAGGCUUCUGCACAGCCAUUGUGUCCCUGAAGUGGCGAUUGCAUUUUGAAUUUGUAACAUCACGAGAACCAGGUUUGGUGCUCCUACCUCCUUUGGAACAGCCUGAGCCUGUCACCUGGACAGGGCCUGAGCAGGUGCCCGUGGACACCUUCAGCUGGGACCUCCCCAUCAAGGUGCUGCCCACAAGCCCUACCCUGGCCUCAUAUGCAGCCCCAGGCCCCAGCACCAGCACCAUAACCAUCUGAAAAUGGAUCACCGUGACACUAUCUUUCUUCAGGAUACUGAGAACUCAGCACCUGGACUCUAGUAGGACCCAUUUUUCCCACGUGGGGUCCAAUGGCACGGACACAAGAGGCAGGCUUUCAGCUGUAGCAUUAAUUUAUUUAUUCAGAAUAAAUUGGCAGCUGCUAGUGGUUUCCCUGGAA
Molecule: messenger RNA, 1512 nt
Organism: Lutra lutra (Eurasian river otter)
Lineage: Eukaryota; Metazoa; Chordata; Mammalia; Carnivora; Mustelidae
Gene: RGP1
Product: RGP1 homolog, RAB6A GEF complex partner 1
Exons: 9
Coding region: 157-1332 (391 amino acids)
Biological process (GO): retrograde transport, endosome to Golgi
Cellular component (GO): Ric1-Rgp1 guanyl-nucleotide exchange factor complex; Golgi membrane
Source: RefSeq, a predicted model, not a curated record